Molecule: messenger RNA, 762 nt
Organism: Armigeres subalbatus
Lineage: Eukaryota; Metazoa; Arthropoda; Insecta; Diptera; Culicidae
Exons: 1
Coding region: 1-762 (253 amino acids)
Source: RefSeq, a predicted model, not a curated record
AUGGAGCAGUGCAAGCCCGUGUCAACGCCCAUGGAAGCGGGCCUGCAACUACGGAAGCGCGAGACGAACGAGAAGCUGGACAAGCCGUACCGAGAGCUGAUAGGAUGUCUCACCUAUUUGAUGGUCACGUCCAGGCCGGAUCUCAGCGCCUCGGUGAAUUACUUCAGUCAGUUCCAGAGCAAUCCAAACGAGGACCACUGGGUGCACGCAAAAAGGAUUUUGCGGUAUCUGCAGGGGACAGCCAAUCACGAACUGGUGUACGAACGGUUAACAGUAUCGGACCAUCAGGUGAUUGGUUUUGCGGAUGCAAACUGGGCGACUGACGUCAACGACAGGCGUUCGGUUUCCGGGAUCCAGUUCAAGCUGUACGGAGCCACAGUUAGUUGGAGCACUAGGAAGCAAAGCACCGUAUCCUUGUCGUCGACCGAAGCGGAGUGUUCCGCUCUAGCAGAUGCAGCGUGUGAGGCCAUUUGGAUCCAAAAGGUCUUAGGUGAGUUAGGAGUGCAAGAAGGGCGAUCGCCACUACUGUACGAAGACAACCAAUCAACCAUCGCGAUUAUGGAGUCGGCUGGACCUUCGAAGCGACUGAAGCACACCGACAUCAAGCUGCAUUUUGUGCGUGAGUGUGUAGCCAUGAAGAAGCUCGAAGUUCGCUACAUUUCAACGAGUGAGCAGCAAGCAGAUUUGUUGACGAAAGGAUUGCCCGUGAUGCCGUUCCGGAAGCACUGUUCGAGCAUUGGAGUUUUCCCACGAUCAGUUUGA